AUGAAUUAUUAAUCAUUAGAUCAAAAUUUUGUUGACAAUCUGACACCAGUUUUAUCAGACUAAGAAGAAGACACUUAAAAUAAUAAAACAUAAUAGCAAGCAUUGUAAUUGAUUAAUAUUAUAGAAUAGAUAAUUUUUGUACAUAUCUCCUAAUUUGUUUAAUAAAUUAUGGCCUGAAAUUAAGAAAUAACUUUGUUUAUUAAAGGUUAGUUAAAAUAAUUUAACAGCCUUUAAUGUUUAAUAAGUAAUAGAGGAAAUUUAUUGUUUGCAUUUCCCAAAUGUAUUAUUUUUAAUUAUAGUUAGCCAAAACAAAUAAAGAACAAAAUUAAUUUCAGAAAUUUUUGUUAAGCUUUGGAUGGAUUUCCAUAAAAAAAAGAAUUCUUAGCUAAAAUACCUUAGAUAGUUGAAUUAGCUUUAAAGAUGGAUUCAGAAUUUACAGAUUAUUUAAGUAUGCUUAUAGAGAGAGUAGAAUUAAAAAGGAUAUAAGUAGCAAUAUUAUUGGCAAAUAUGUUUUUAUGUGUUAUGCAUUUAUAACCUGAUUAUAAAUUAUUGCCAUCUGUUUUCAUUAUGGCAAAAUUAUUUAAUAUAUCAAAUGAGGAUAAUGGAUAGAAUAAUAAUAAGAUUUAAAAAAUAAGAUGUUUAAUUUAUUAUUUCCUUCAUGUAUUUUCACCUGAAUUCAAAUCAUAAGAGAAGAUUAUAUUCACAAGAAAAAAACACAAUUUAACAAUACAUAAUAAUCCUUUAUGUGAAUUUAUUUAUUGUGAAUAUGGAUAAAUGGAGAAUGUAUAAGAUUGUUAUAUAGUGGAUUUUGCAAAUAAGAAAAUAGGAGGUGGAGUACUUAAUUUAGGAUGUGUACAAGAGGAAAUAUUAUUUUUGACACAUCCUGAAGCAUUAGCAUCAUUAUUAAUAACUACUGAAAUAAAGCCAGAUGAAUCAAUUAUAAUAGAAAAAGUAAACAGACUUAUUAUGUAUGAUGGCUAUAAAGAUAAAUUUGAAUGUAAAGGAACAAUUAAAUAAAUAAAAAGUACUAAUUUUAUUGUAAGAUAUUUAAUUAAAUAUUAUAGUGUAUAGAUGCAGGAGAUUAUUCUGGAAAUUACCAUUUAUAAUAUAAAGACAUCAAAAGAGAAUUAAUUAAAUCUUAUAGUGGAUUUUAUGGAAUACCUCGCAUAUGUACUGGAAAAUGGGGAUGUGGAGUUUUUGGUGGAGAAUGGUAAUUAAAAGCUUUAAUUUAAUGGGUUGCUGCAUCUUUAGGAGGAUGCAAAUAAUUAGUGUUUAUAAAUGAUGAAUCAUAUGCAUACAAUUAAGCAUUCAAUUUGCUUAAAGGCUUAAAUUCUAAUUAAUUAUGGGAAUAUAUACAAAAAUAUUGUUAUAAAAAAUCUUAAGAAGAAUUAAACAAUAUCAAUGCUAUUGAUUUUAUAUUGUCUUAAUAAAAAUUUUGA
Paramecium pentaurelia is the source of this 1439-nucleotide messenger RNA. NCBI's taxonomy places the organism in Eukaryota, Ciliophora, Oligohymenophorea, Peniculida, Parameciidae. The record is from the annotation of a GenBank genome assembly.